This is a messenger RNA of Adineta ricciae, 2085 nucleotides long. The record is from the annotation of a GenBank genome assembly. Lineage: Eukaryota; Metazoa; Rotifera; Eurotatoria; Adinetida; Adinetidae.
AUGAACUCGUUUGCCAAAUAUUUUCUCGUUUUCUCCUUCAUCGAAUUUCGCCGACGACAAGAACGACAUCUUCUCACGAACAUCAGCCGUUGGUUGAUCUUCGCAAAACUUGAUGAUGCAUCAAUUCAAUCGAAUCAGAUCACAUCGUUGACUAAAUUGUGCUCGAAUGCAUUAGUUUUAGUUGAUCAAAUAACAUUCGAAUGGUUUCGGAUGAUCAAUCUCAUCGGACAUUUAUUUUGUUCCCUAGAUCAUCCGACAAUCAAACGAAUCAAUGAUGAAAAUCUAUUCGAAAAUAAUAAACACAAACAUUUGGUAAUCAUCCUGAGUGAACCAAUUGCAAUAUCUCGUUUGAAUCAGAUUUGUACUCAACAUUCAUUUGAUUCAAUUGUGUUAUUAACAAGUUCAUCAACAUUGAUUCACGAUUCGAAUAAUGAACUCGACGAACAUCUAUUCGAUUUAUUACAAUUAAAAUAUCUACAGUUUCCAUUCGUAACAAUUACAGACAAUUUCUUUUUAACUCCAACACUUAUUCCAUAUCGAUUACCGUCGAUUGAAACAUUAACGUCGCUCACUCAUGAAAAGAUUAAAACAAUUACCUCAUUCGAUGACAUCUUUCAUGCCGAUGAAAUGAAAACUAUCCGAACCUACGCUGAGAUGCUAAACACAUUAAUGACGAGUAUGAAUGCAUACGAAGAUGUUUUCACGCUUGGUCCAUUAAGUCAUAUUAUUGGCCGAGAAUAUACACAAACGAAACAUACAAAACAACGGCGACGAUCCGGUGAACGUAAAAUCGCACUUCUACUAAUCGACCGACAGUUAGACUUGGCGACACCAUCAUCUCAUCAGCUGGAUACAUUACUUGCACAAGUGAUUCAUUCGUUACCGAAUAUACGCAUAAAAAGUGUUGAUCAGUGCCAACAACGAACGAUUGAUGUUCAAAUCGACACACGAGCGUUAUUGAAGAGUUCAUCAGUGAAGUUUGAGAGUGAUUAUAAUUCAUAUUUAUUCGCGGAUAUGAAACGACGUGUGGAGAAUGUCGAUAUCAAGUCAAUAUUUGAUAAUAUCGUGUAUUCCAAAUCGAAAAUAGCCACAAGUGAAGUCUUCAGUCAUUUACUCGAAUCUCUGAUUUAUAACAAUUUGGAGACGAAAAUUAAGUCUGUAAAAGUCUCUGCGGCGGCAAUCAGUGCUUGUCUAGAAAAAUUUCGACAAUCGCCGAUAACUGUCUGUAAAAACUACGAAUUAUUAGUCAUGUCCUGUUGUUUGAUGCAAUUACUGGAUUCAGUUAGUCAAAACCAAAAACUCGAACGUUUAAUUGGUCUUGAAAAAAUUCUUGUCCAAGCUUUGACAACAAAUGCAGGUCCUAGUCCAUAUUCAAUUGUAUUGCAAACAUUGAAAGAAGAUCUGGCGAAAUCUGAAGAACAACGGCAAUUGAAAUUGAUUGAUUAUGUUAUUCUACUCGUUCAUAUUUAUUCACUCGCUGGUAAUGAUGUUUUCUACGGAAAGGAAGAAAAGGAUCGUAUACAUAAAUUGAUUGGAAAGGAAAUUCUCACAGAUUCAUCAUUUACUACCGAACUUCGUCAUGAAAUGAAAACAUUGGGAUAUUCGUUAGAAAUCGAACACGUUCUUGAUGUUAUUUAUGAACAGCUUGAUUUAUUAUCGUCGUACAAACGUCGUUAUAAACAUUUGAAUUCACUAAUCGUUCAAGGUAAUGAUGAACAACCGACAUAUCGUCAAUCCAUACUUAAACAAGUAUUCGAUCUAUACAAACGAGGUAGUAAUGCAAGUCAAUCUCGAUCAUCAGCGUCGGCAAAUCAACAGGAACAAUUCUUACAAGACAUUGAACAUGUUCCAUUCGAUGGAUUCACAGAUCUGUUUAAAAGUGCGACAAGAGGAUUCUUUGGUGAUACAAAACCAACAUUAGUUAGUAACGAUUAUUCGGCAAUAGUUGUUUUCAUUGUGGGCGGAAUCACAACACAAGAAAUACAGCUUGUUCAAGAAUAUAGUCAACAAAUAAAGAAACAAAUUAUCAUUGGCUCGUCGGGUAUCAUGAAAGCAGAAGAUGUGUUAUCCAUGUUAUUAAGUUAA